Molecule: messenger RNA, 6192 nt
Organism: Pseudoliparis swirei
Lineage: Eukaryota; Metazoa; Chordata; Actinopteri; Perciformes; Liparidae
Gene: pard3bb
Product: par-3 family cell polarity regulator beta b
Exons: 26
Coding region: 1000-4704 (1234 amino acids)
Biological process (GO): cell adhesion; establishment or maintenance of epithelial cell apical/basal polarity; microtubule cytoskeleton organization
Cellular component (GO): cell cortex; apical junction complex; apical plasma membrane
Molecular function (GO): phosphatidylinositol binding; protein binding
Source: RefSeq, a predicted model, not a curated record
UUUCCAACACACACUGCGCCACGGUGUGUUCACCUCCGUCCCGUCUCCGAAGUUGAAAAAUAACGGUAACGGUGUCGUUGUGUCGGGUGAUGAGGUGGACGCCACUUACCGCCGGGGGAAGAAAGGAAAAGUUGCGAGAGGAAGAAAAACUUCUGAAAUGAUGCGCGAGCGACUGCAUCCCUCCCUCCAAAGUUCAGCUAAGGUGGCUAACGUUAGCUUAGCGUAGGACUCUGAUGUGAAACGUUUGGAUACGCGUGUAUUUAAUCAGUCGGAACACAGUGUUGUAGUUACACGGUGCUUUGGUGAAGCGGAGAAGGGCAGGAAGGUAUCGAACCAGCGCGCGUGGCCGACUGAAAGCUCUCAUCCUUCGCUUGUGUGCCUGCAAGUCGCACCAGGUUUCAGCGUCAAGCUAAUCUAUUUUUUUAGCCGAGUAGAGUUAGCUGGAAGACAGCAAGUGUCAAAUAAAGUUGACAUUAUUAUUUUUUUUAUUGUAAAAAGACAAUAACAUGACACCAAGUUCCCGUUUACCAGCUGCUCUCCAUCAUAAAAAAGACUGCAGUAUUUUUUAUUAUUUUUUAAAAGACUUUAAUCGAAACGAAACAUCACUACUUUGAGGAUAUUUGAAGAGCUUAUAAGAAAUAUAUAAUCACUCUCACGACCACAUAAUGAGAGGUUAUUAACGGAACCGGAUGCACUUGCUCGUGUCGUCAUUAUCACCCUGAGCUGUGACUGUGAAAUGCCAAUUGGAAGUUUUAGUAAAGAGCUCUGUUGACUCUGGACCACUUUGACAAUCUGUGUCACUUUUUAUGAAGUUGGUUUGAGUGAUGUGAGUGACCCCGAGUCAGUCACCAACAUUUUUUUUUUCUCUGGUCACUUCCCGGACUCUUUAAGACUUUUGCACACUGCAGUUUGGAGCCUGUCCUGCAUUGUUAUCAUCAUUGUUCAUCAACCAAAUACCAGAGGGAACCGCACCUUGGAUUGGGCAGAGAGAGUGCUACGAUGAAGGUCACGGUGACAUUUGGGCAGACCGGUGUGGUGGUGCCCUGCAAGGAGGGGUGGACUGUGAGGGACCUCAUCCAGCAAGCCACGCAGAGAUACAGAAAACUCCUGGAACAGGAGGGGGAUUUCCUGGUUCGGACUCACCAUGUUGAAUACUGCGACGGGGGGAUUCUGGACCCCGACGACACACUCAGUGAUCUGGUGGAAGACAAGGACAAGCUGAUGGCUGUGUACGAGGAGCAGGAAGCCCAGCAGAGGGGCGUGGCUAACUCGAGGCUGGCCCCCAGCCCCGACCUCUACCAAUCUGAGCUCUCCGUCUUCCAGCCGGUCGCAGGGGGAGAGAUUGAAGUCAAUUCCUCAGCCCUCAAGUCCAGCACGCCGCUGUUGGUGAGAAGCAGCAGUGACUCAGCUCUCAGCCCCCAGCCGACGGAGACCGGGCCCCCCUUCCACGAGGAGGCCGUCGGGACGGCAGCCGGUUCCGCCGUGGAGAGGCAGGCAGGGGUCGACCGACCCCAAGGCAAACACACCUCUACUGGCAGCCUGACUAGAACAGUGGAGAUCCUGGGAGAGGACAGUCCACUGGGAAUUCAUGUGGUUCCUUACAGCUCAUCACUUAGUGGACGGUCUCUUGGUCUGUACAUCCGCGGCGUGGAGGAGGAGAGCCGCUCACGAAAGGAGGGCUUGUUUCAAGAGGACGAGUGCAUCGUCAUGAUCAACAACACCGACCUCAUGGACAAGACAUUCAGCCAAGCCCAGGAAGUGUUCCGGCAGGCGAUGCGCUCCCCAGUCGUCCGCCUGGAAGUAGUUCCCUCUAUCCACAGAGAGCGCUACGAGAAGAGUCUGAUUGGUCAACUCUUUGGCAACGGCGCCGGUCCCGACAGCAGCCCCCAAAUCGCCAAGACCAAAGAGCCGCCUCCACCCGUCAAAGCCAAACCCGCGUUUAAGACCCCCGAGCAUCCCGCUCUGCGAUUGGCCGAGGAAGCCGCCUCCACCGAAGCCGCGGUGAAUACACCCAAGGGGAGGAGCGAGAGCCCCCUCCCUAAGAAAAGCCCCGCCCUCUCCAGCUUGGUGACCAAUAAGAGAGUAGGACGAAGGCUGAGGAUCGAUCUAAAGAAAGGCUCGGAAGGUCUUGGUUUCACCGUGGUAACCAGAGAUUCUUCAGUCCACGGCCCCGGUCCGAUUCUAGUCAAAAACAUUCUGGCACGUGGAGCCGCUGUCAAAGAUGGACGCCUGCAGUCUGGAGAUCGCAUACUUGAGGUCAACGGCGUGGAUAUCACAGGUGUGGGCCAAGAGGAGCUGGUGUGUAUGCUCCGGAGCACAAGACAGGGAGGUAGUGUGUGUCUUGUGCUCCAACGGCAGGAAGAGAUGUUCCUGCCCCGGGAGAUGAAGGAUGAGCUGUCCCGUGUGACGGGCUUUGUUCAGGAGAGCGGGAAGGAGCAGCUCAUGUUCGAGGUGCCCCUUAAUGACACCGGCUCGGCGGGCCUGGGCAUCAGCCUCAAGGGAAACAAGUCCAGGGAGACCGGAGAGGACCUGGGCAUCUUCAUCAAGUCCAUCAUCCACGGAGGGGCGGCGUACAAGGAUGGGCGUCUGCGAGUCAAUGACCAGAUGGUCGGGGUAAACGGAGAGUCGCUCAUGGGAAGAUCCAAUCAUGUGGCCAUGGAGACGCUCCGCCGCUCGAUGUCACAUGAGGGAAACGUAAGAGGGACAAUCCAACUGGUGGUGCUGAGGGCUCUGAAGGAUCAACACGGGGCGUCACCCGAUCGCUCAUUUGACAGCUCCCCCGGUCUGUCGGGGCCGGUGGGUCAAGUGAGCGGCCCCGGUCACCCCCCCCUGGUAAACAACCUCCUCUAUGCAUCGAAUGCGACCGAUGGGAGUUCCUGUUACAUGGACGAGGACGAGGAGGCGGAGCUGUAUGGACAUGAAACGGAGUUCAGCGGCUGCACCCAGCACUCCUAUCUACAGGACAGAGAAAACUGUCACGCCUCGAGCCCGGCCCAGCCCCAGUGUCCUUCGCAGAAUCAGAGCCAGCAGCAGCGCCAGUUCCAGCACGUAAAGGCCUCCAAGAGCAUGGACCUGGGUACGACUCAGAACCAGCAGCACACUGUGGCAGACGAGAGCAACGUCGCGGCCCAGGCCAGAAACUCUGCAGCUCCAUCAACUCCUGUGGAACUCGGCCCCACCCUCGGCUUGAAGAAGUCCAGUUCCUUGGAGAGUCUCCAGACGGCCAUGUCAGAGGUUAACAGAACUAACGAACUCCUUCCCUUCCAUCGACCUCGCCCAAAUAUGGUCAGAGGAAGAGGCUGCAACGAGAGCUUCCGAGCGGCAAUCGAUAAGUCCUAUGAUGGGCCACCUGAAGAAGAUGAUGACGAUGGGUCGGAGCUGAGUUCAGGCCGGGACACCCCUGCAAGUAGUUCAUCCCGCCAGGGAUUGGGUGAUCGGAUAGAAGAGAAAGGCAAAAAAGACAAGAAAAAGAAACCAAAAACUAAGAAGAAGGAGAAGAAUAAGGAGAAAGGAAAGGAGAAAGAGAAAAAGAAAAUAGAAGAGCCUGAGGAGAUAGAGAAGAAGAGCAAGAAAAUAGGAUUUGGACUGCUCAGAUUCGGGAAGAAGAAGGAGGAGAAAAGGGAGGCGAAAGCAGCUCUGCAGCGACAGAAGUCCGACAUUAUGAGUGAUCUCGAGUUUGAGAGGAUUAAAGACGAGAGGGAAAGGAUCGAGGCAGGGCACCCUGAGCUGAGGGAGCACCGGCGCGGAGACCAGCAGGGCGGCGGCGGCGUGGUGGUGGCGUAUCCAGAUGUUGAAGACGACGACGCGGACCCCAACUAUGCCCGAAUACAAUCCUUCAGGGACCGAGAUGUGGGUCCAACGACGCAGCCGCCGUCUCAGUCCCCUCCCUACAGCACAGUACAGCACGGCCAUGUCGGCACCCCUUCCCCCCAAGGCCCCUCUGCAUUUCCAGGGCACGGGAGUCAUGGUACCGACCCCGGAGCCGCCCCGGACGACGACCCCCUGGAUAGGUUGUACGCCAAAGUCAAUAAACCAAGAGGAGCGGGACCGACAUCACCUCCUGUUUCUGCUCCCGCCAAUGACGGUGUGGACAGGAUCCAGCAGCUACGAAGGGAGUACCAGCAGGCGAGGAGAGAAGGAACGGUGCCACCUUACGAAGAGCUGGACCCACGACGCAGAGGACAUGAAAACGAAGCGCCGAGGAUGCCAGGCCGAGGGCCGGAUCACCGGUUGGCUCCACGUUAUGAAGAAGUGGAACGUCAGUAUGCCUCCCUGCCAAGACGAGGCCCGUUGGAUGUGACCGACUACGCCAUGCAGCCGUGGCCGGGUCAUUACCCCGGACCUCCCCAGGCGCCACAUGGGUACCCUCAGUCCCCCUCCUACCCCCAGGCUGCCCCGUCCUACCCCGGCUACCCACCUGGUCAACCAUAUGCACGGCCAGGUGACCCUCGGGGCAUCGACUCCGGGUACUAUCCCCACCCAAGCGCCCAGCAGAGAGGCCCCUUGCGGCAGGACGUUCCCCCGUCUCCCACCCCUCCGCUGCGUGGACUCCGGUACGACACCAUGGCGCAUGGAACCGCAGGCGGAGGUUACAGGCACCUGGUGGAUCCCAGUCCAGACCAGUAUGUCUAUACUGGGGAGGCAGGAAGACAGCAACACCAAACCAACCCGAGGCAGAAGAAUGCCAUGACUGCAGCUGUGUAGACGAGUCCCAGAUGAACACGAGCCCGACGCCCGCCGCGUUGUGUCGCGCGGCUCGUCUGCUCGCGGCGCUCCAGUGAAAUCCAGUUGAAGCCUUUUUAAUUCUGGGAUUUGAAUCACGGUCAUUAUCAAACACUCUGCAGCGUUUGAAGUGUGUGGUAAUACACAGACGGGCAAGGUAAAGGAGGUUAAUUACAGAGUGGCCGGCGUGAAGCAUAAUGUCUUGUUGUUUGAAGUCAUUCAUUUGCUUUGAGUCUUCCCGCAGCAUUAAAUUAGCUCAGGGUUUUUACUUUUCACGAUACUCUGAUUAAGUCGUCUCUUUCAAGAAUCUGUCAGAGCCACCGAGAUAAUUGGAUCGGUUUAAAUUAAGGCCGUGAAUGCAUACGGCGCUGCACACUCUCAUGUGGUACCCGGUGGUUUUACUGCUGCAGCGCCACAAACACUAACGUUACUACGUGUUGCAUUUUAUUCUACAUGUUACAUUUUACAGUCAAAUGUGAGGCGAUUAUUCUCCUCUUGAGCUGAGAUCUAGAAAAUAAUGGAAAAUGUUCCAAAACUGUGUGAAUGGCAAACGAUGAGUGUGGAGAAAUCAUUCAUUAGAAACAAACAUGCUGAAGGUAUCAGAACUCUACAGUUACAAUAAUAUAUUUCCAUUUAGCCUGAUUAACAAUUUACUAACAACACAGCAUUCAAAAUUGUGGGCGACAGUUUCAGUAUUUUCUCAACUUGUGAAACAGGGAGAACGCCACUCUACCAAUCUUUAUGAAAGUAUAGACUAUUACGUCUGACCAUGUACAGUAUUGUUGAUUCAAUUGCUUAUGGAAACAUAUGAAAAAUCUAAAUUCUCCAAAGCAAAGUAGAGGAGUUUAUUAUCUUCACUUGUAAUAAUAUGUUUUUUUAACAAUGCCUUUUAUGUGUAACCAAACUAUUUCUCUCGGAACUCUCUCGUGAUAACCACUCCGACCGCUGUAGAAGUACCGAAUCUCAGACGUGACGGUCAUCCCCGUUGUUGGAUGUUUGUCUUUGACGAAUCACAUCUGCUCAAAGUGACGACCUGAAUGUGUGUAGUCACGUGUUCACCGUCCUCAGUGCGGUGCAGCCUGUGUUUAUUGCAUCAAUCCAGCCUGAUUGGAGUUUUCGCUCACUUUUAGUUUUUUUCCGUCAAACAUCCAGUUCAAAGAUCAUCCAUUGCUUUAAAAAAAACAACAAGAAGCUGACAACCACAUCUUUCAAACUUCUAUCCGUGUGCUAACAUCAUCCCUCGAGCUUUGACAUGCUGGAAGACGCUCCGUGAGGAACAAGACGAUCAUUUAUCGCCGUCUCCUUCUCUAAUGGGUAUCGGGUGAGAGGAGACAUGAUCAUGGACGGCGUGGUGGCCCCAAUGUGUCUUUCACUCCACAAGCGCAGCAAAGGCUCAGAAAUCAAUUCAACGCCGCGGACGGAGCCGUGUACCGGAGGUCUGCGUCGGGUGUACAUGGGUCAUCUCUGUGA